This is a messenger RNA of Salvia splendens (bonfire salvia), 936 nucleotides long. Its product is annotated as protein FAR-RED IMPAIRED RESPONSE 1-like. The transcript has 2 exons. The coding region runs from base 1 to 936 and encodes 311 amino acids. The record is from RefSeq and is a predicted model, not a curated record. Lineage: Eukaryota; Viridiplantae; Streptophyta; Magnoliopsida; Lamiales; Lamiaceae.
AUGAUCGUGACAGAUCAAGACAUGGGAAUGAGAUCAGCCAUUGAAGAGGUUCUGGUUGACAUGCGACACCGAUGGUGUAUGUGGCAUAUAAUGCAUAAGUUGGCUACCAAGGUUCUAAAUAGGUUGCUGAGGGAUGAAGAUUUCAAGAAGGAAUUCAAUGCAUGCGUUUGGUCGGAUCUUCUUGAGCCCGACGAAUUUGAAGAGGAGUGGAAAAGAGUUGUGGAAAGUCAUGGGUUGGAAGACUUUGACUGGUUCAACACAUUGUACGAAUAUAGGCAUUUCUGGAUACCGGCGUAUUUUAAAGAUUUUCCUCUGGGUUCGAUGAUUAGGACUACGUCCAUUUUAGAAUCGGAGAACAGUUUCUACAAAAGAUUUUUGAAGCCCCGUGCGAACAUAGCCAAGUUCUACUUGAAUUUCAACCAUGCUGUUGAAUUCCAGCGAAACAGUAGGACAGCUUUAGACUACCACGAUGCCACUGUUUUGCCCAUUUUGGCCACUACGCUACCGUUCGAGAAACAUGCUUCGACGCUAUACACCGAUACGAUGUUCAAGAGAAUACAGAAAGAAAUCGUUGAGGGUAAUGAUAGAUGUCGCGUGCUAGGUUUUUCUUCGACUAAAUUUGUUGACACAUAUAAGCUUGGGGAUAGCAAUCGCAAAUCGAACAAUGAAUUAAAGAAAAUACCAGAUAAAUACUGCCAAAGCAGGUGGAUGAAGACUCCGUUAGCCAAGGCGGUCCAUGGGGAGUUUCAUGAUGACUUCCCUACUAGGUCUGUUGUUGACGAUAGGCAAACACUGUCAAAGCAAGGCAUUUCUAUGUUCUACGGUUUUCUCCGGCGAUUUGAGGGGGACAUUGAAUUGCUAAGGGCAUUUGUAGGCGGUGUGGAAGAACUUGGUAAUUCUGGGAAUCCUACAACGUCCGCAGCUGAAAAAAGGUGA